Molecule: messenger RNA, 1887 nt
Organism: Jaminaea rosea
Lineage: Eukaryota; Fungi; Basidiomycota; Exobasidiomycetes; Microstromatales
Exons: 1
Coding region: 1-1887 (628 amino acids)
Biological process (GO): phospholipid transport; establishment of mitochondrion localization; mitochondrial outer membrane translocase complex assembly
Cellular component (GO): ERMES complex; SAM complex
Source: RefSeq, a predicted model, not a curated record
AUGACGCAAGACCUCACUUCUCACCUCCUCCGAGCCUACUUCACCGCAACAGAUUGGGACCCAACGCAGUCUUACCUGCACCUCACAUCGUCGUCGUCCUCGAUCCUCCUCGACUUCCCCAUCCCAGCGGGUCUGUCCCUCUCCCUCUCCUCGUGCUCCUCCCCCUCCACCUUCUACUCUACACAUAGACUACGAGCCCUCCCUCAUCUCGCCGGCUCGCUGGGCUAUGUCUUCGCGCGGACCGAACGGCCCCUAGACCUCGAGGGUGUGGCGGGACCUGCAUCCUCGCCUCCCGACGAGCAUGGCAGCAAUGAUAGACUACAAAGUGUACUGGAGCGAUUUCGCAUCGUCAACGAGCCGCGUCUCCCGUCCACUUCCUCGGCGUCGUCUUCGCGACCUGGCAGGGACUACCUCCUCUACGGAAGCUUGCACGCCCCCUCCUCCCGCCUCGACGCUUUAUACACAACGCGGCUCAGCCCUGCAUGGAACCUCAUCCUCACCGCCUGCUCCUUCCCACCGCGAAGCCACAGCUACGCUCCCGCCUACAUGGGAGGCGCAGGCGCAGGCGCAGUUGGCGGGACGGGCGAGGGAUCCAGCUCAGCGGUAGCGGCGCAAGGCCCUACGGCUCCAGGGGCGACGAAUCUUCAGGUGACGGUACAGAACGAUACGGGGCGAUGGUUCAACGAGUGGAGCUAUAGUGUCGAUGAUGCGCUCUGGGGAUUCAGGACUAUGCAUCACUUCGGACCCAGUAGCAGGGGACACAACACCGCCAGCGAUGUGGAUACCAGUAGUCCCUCGCACUUCUCCUCCUCCUCCUCCUCCUCCUCCUCCUCCGUCGGUCCAGGGCUGCGCGGUCGUUUCUCCGCUGGUGGCGAGCUCUUCUUCUCGGCGGCAGAAAAGAGUGCUGGCCUCUCCACGGGAGUACGUUUCACUACCCUGCCCGAGCCGCACGCCUAUGUUGGGGGUGCACCGCCGAGCCAGCCGCCUACGACGAUCACGGCUACGCUGAACCCGAUGAUGGGGCAUAUGAGCACGGCCUACGCCGCUCAGCUGGGCAGGGAUGUGGUGUGCUGCUCGAGGUAUGACUUCAACGUCUACUCGUACGAGAGUGAGUUGACCGUUGGUGGGGAGUUUUGGUUGCGGGGUGGGGGUAGGGGCACUGUGAGCGCGGCGGAGAAGGUGUUGGGCGUGGAGAAGGGAUACGAGCGCGGGUUGGUGGCAGCCACGAGGGAGGCGUCGCUGCGGGGCGUAACGGCGCCGCAGGCUAGCACCAGCGCAACGCAGAGUAGCGCCCCUCGUACGGAGAGGGAGCCCGUACCCGACUCGUCGCGCAACGCUUCUCUCCGGGACGUACCCGUGCCCGUAGCCGUGGAGCAGAUCAGCAAGCCAGCAACGUCAGCACCGCCAUCACCGCCAUCACCGCCAUCACCGCCAUCACCGCCAUCACCCAGCGUUCCCUCUCCCCUCACCCCGUCCUACCACUCGCGCACCACCGUCUCCCCACCAGGCUUCCACGCGCCGACCUACCUCCCCGUUCCGCCCACCAGUUCAUCAACGGACACCACAUCACAACCUCGCGCCCUGCUCAAGUCCUCUCUCAACCUCUCCACCUUACUCCUCUCCCUCCUCUACCAAGGCUCCCUCUCCAACGGCUGUAUAGUUCGCGUGGGGCUGCGCGUUGACUUGCUGCGAGGCGCGGGAGCGAGUGGAGUGGGUGGGCAGGGGAAGAAGAAGGGUGGUGGAGAGGCUGGUGGGGCAAAGGGGAUACUGCGGGGAGUGGGUAUGGAGGUAGUCUAUAUGGGCGGUGGGGAGACGCGUACACCCGAGAGGGAAGCGGGGGCAGCGCUACGAUCGCGGCCGGAGGUCGUUGUCGGUCGUAGGAGUUGA